UCAGGCUGCUGGUGUAAGCACUAUCCAGUUUCUUUUUGAAGGGCACUAGAGGUAACAAAUUAUGGACAAUAAAGAUGAAUAUUUGCUUAACUUCAAAGGCUAUAAUUUUCAGAAAACUUUAGUUAAAAUGGAAGUAGUGGAAAAUAUAGAAAAUUAUGAAAUUCGAGAUGAUGACAUCUUCAUUGUCACAUAUCCAAAGUCUGGUACCAUCUGGACCCAGCAGAUCCUUUCCUUGAUUUAUUUUGAGGGUCAUCGGAACAGAACUGAAAACAUCGAAACAAUAGAUAGAGCACCAUUUUUUGAGUACAAUAUUCACAAAUUAGACUAUGCCAAAAUGCCAUCACCUCGCAUCUUCAGUUCCCACAUUCCAUAUUACUUAGUACCAAAAGGUCUCAAGGACAAAAAAGCCAAAAUUCUUUAUAUCUACAGAAAUCCUAAAGAUGUUUUGAUCUCCUAUUUUCAUUUCUCAAAUUUGAUGCUUAUAUUUCAAAAUCCAGACACUGUAGAAAGUUUUAUGCAAACAUUUCUAGAUGGAGAUGUGGUAGGAAGCCUUUGGUUUGACCACAUAAGAGGCUGGUAUGAACACAGACAUGAUUUCAAUAUUAUGUUCAUGAGCUUUGAAGACAUGAAGAAGGACCUCAGAAGCUCAGUGCUUAAAAUCUGCAGUUUUCUGGAGAAAGAACUGAGUGAAGAAGAUGUGGAUGCUGUUGUGAGACAAGCUACCUUUCAGAAAAUGAAAGCUGACCCAAGAGCAAACUAUGAACACAUUAUAAAAGAUGAACUCGGAACAAGAAAUGAGAUGGGAAGUUUCCUUCGCAAAGGUGUUGUUGGAGACUGGAAACAUUAUUUGACUGUGGAUCAGAGUGAAAGAUUUGACAAGAUAUUUCACAGAAACAUGAAAAACAUCCCCUUAAAAUUCAUCUGGGACAUAAAUGAGGAGUAGAAUAUUAAUCACCACGUGAAUAAACCAUAUGAAAAUGUACUAGCCAGAGGUUGUACUUUAAUAUUAAAAUUAAUAUAUUUGUCUCAUUUAACUAUUAGUUAUAAAACAUAAUUCACAGACAAAAUGAUUACCUUGUGCCUAGAUUGUUUUCCA
Molecule: messenger RNA, 1096 nt
Organism: Mus musculus (house mouse)
Lineage: Eukaryota; Metazoa; Chordata; Mammalia; Rodentia; Muridae
Gene: Sult3a1
Product: sulfotransferase family 3A, member 1
Exons: 7
Coding region: 62-943 (293 amino acids)
Cellular component (GO): cytoplasm
Molecular function (GO): sulfotransferase activity; amine sulfotransferase activity
Source: RefSeq, marked provisional